Messenger RNA from Gossypium raimondii (Peruvian cotton), 2222 nucleotides. RefSeq names its product MLO-like protein 6. Gene Ontology annotation, cellular component: membrane. The record is from RefSeq and is a predicted model, not a curated record. Lineage: Eukaryota; Viridiplantae; Streptophyta; Magnoliopsida; Malvales; Malvaceae. The transcript is spliced from 15 exons. Gene Ontology annotation, biological process: defense response. Bases 164 to 1918 code for a protein of 584 amino acids.
AAUCUGUAUUCACAUUCCUUUUCCUUCUAUAUAUAUUGAAGAACUCAUAUAUAUUUCUUUGUUUCUAAAACUACUACUUGACAAACUUCAUUCUAUCGGCACAAAUAGAUCAUCGAGGGUUUUCAUCAAAGUGAAUUUGAAGUUUGAGGAAAUUAAGGAAAAAAUGGCAGGGGGAAGUGGAGGAAGAACUCUGGAGGAAACACCCACAUGGGCUGUUGCUGUUGUUUGUUUUGCUUUGGUUUUGAUUUCAAUCAUCAUUGAACACAUUCUCCAUAUGAUUGGAAAGUGGUUGAAGAACAAGCAUAAACGAGCACUUUAUGAAGCACUGGAAAAGAUUAAAUCAGAGCUUAUGCUGCUGGGAUUUAUAUCCUUGCUUCUAACAGUAGGACAAGGUUUAAUAUCAGAUAUAUGCAUAUCGAAGGAAAUUGCAGCUACUUGGCAUCCAUGCAAUAAGAAACAAGAAGAGAAAUUGAAUGAAUCUGAUGAUCAAGAUAAAACAGAUACCGAGCAUCGCCGGAGACUUCUCACUGUCUCGAACUCGGGUGUAGUUAUCCGGCGUUCAUUGGCGGGACCUUCAGUGGACAAAUGUGCAGCUCAGGGUAAAGUGCCGUUUGUGUCAUCGGAAGGAAUCCACCAACUUCACCUUUUCAUAUUUGUGCUAGCUCUUUUUCAUGUCCUUUAUUGUGUUCUUACAUUGGCACUGGGGACAGCCAAGAUGAAAAGGUGGAAGAGAUGGGAAAAGGAAACAGGAACAAUCGAAUAUCAGUUCUCACAUGAUCCGGAGCGGUUCAGAUUUGCAAGGGAAACAUCAUUUGGAAGGAGGCAUCUUAGCUUUUGGACCCAAAACCCCAUUCUUAUGCGGAUUGUGUGUUUCUUUAGACAGUUUGUUAGGUCAGUCCCUAAAGUUGAUUACUUGACUCUCCGACAUGGAUUUAUUAUGGCACACUUGGCACCCCAUAGCGAAACCAAAUUUGAUUUUCAAAAAUAUAUUAAUAGAUCAUUGGAAGAAGAUUUCAAUGUUGUUGUGGGCAUUAGCCCUCCAAUAUGGUUUUUUGCUGUACUCUUCCUACUCCUCAACACUCAUGGAUGGUUUUCUUAUCUAUGGCUCCCAUUUAUCCCAUUGAUUAUCAUACUGCUAGUGGGCACAAAGUUACAAGUGAUAAUAACAAAGAUGGGGCUAAGAAUUCAAGAGAGAGGAGAAGUAGUAAAAGGAGUGCCAGUGGUUGAGCCCGGCGAUGACCUUUUCUGGUUCGACCGCCCCCGCCUCAUUCUCUAUCUUAUCAAUUUCGUUCUUUUCCAGAAUGCUUUCCAGCUUGCAUUCUUUGCAUGUACUUGGUAUGAAUUUGGAUCAAAGUCUUGCUUCCAUGAGCAUGUGGAAGAUGUCGUCAUCAGAAUUUCAAUGGGGAUUCUAGUUCAAAUUCUUUGCAGCUACGUCACACUACCUCUUUACGCCCUUGUUACACAGAUGGGUACAAACAUGAAACCAACCAUAUUCAAUGAAAGGGUAGCGACGGCUCUAAGGAAUUGGCAUCACACGGCUAAGAAACACAUCAAACAUAACAAGGGUUCAGUCACCCCAUUUUCAAGCAGGCCAAACACCCCCUCUCAUCACACCUCCCCGGUUCAUCUCCUUAGAAACUACCGGAGCGAAGUCGACAGUCUCCAUACUUCUCCUAGGAGAUCCAACUUUGAUAUCGAGCUUUCAGACACGGAUUCUUUGUCCCCAUCCCCCCCUAAUCACACCGAAGGUUCCUCCACUUCUCACCACCAUGUUAAUAUGGAGGAUCAAGUUCAAGUAGACUACAUCGAUAAUGACAUAAAUGAACUAAACUUUAAUGAACGACGUGAACUCACACAACAUGAAAUUAACAUCGAGUUGAAAGAUUUUUCAUUCGAUAGAAGGACAACUAGUAUAUGAAUAUAUAUAUAUAUAUAUAUAUAUAUAUAUAUAUAUUUGAGUUUUAAAUUUACAGUGAUAAGAUGGUUAAUGACAACAAUUGUAAUUGGCCAAGGGCAAAAUUAAGCCAUUUGAUUAUUUUGGAUCAUCUUGUUUAGCGAAAUAUUCUUCUUUUUUUGGUUUCCACUCUUUGCCAUAAAAUGAGGCUUCAAGAACAAAUUAGUUUUCAUUAAUUUUUGUAUAAUUUGUUUCUGUACAGUGUACUCCAACUCUUUAAUUAUUGACAUGAAGGCUAAUAUAUAUAUAUAAACCAUGUUAUCCUUUU